Gorilla gorilla gorilla (western lowland gorilla) is the source of this 1333-nucleotide messenger RNA. It is a transcript of the gene ROM1, whose product is annotated as retinal outer segment membrane protein 1. The record is from RefSeq and is a predicted model, not a curated record. NCBI's taxonomy places the organism in Eukaryota, Metazoa, Chordata, Mammalia, Primates, Hominidae. The coding region runs from base 1 to 1056 and encodes 351 amino acids. Gene Ontology annotation, biological process: visual perception. Gene Ontology annotation, cellular component: membrane. The transcript has 3 exons.
AUGGCGCCGGUGUUGCCCCUGGUGCUACCCCUGCAGCCCCGCAUCCGCCUGGCACAAGGGCUCUGGCUCCUCUCCUGGCUGCUGACGCUGGCUGGUGGCGUCAUCCUCCUCUGUAGCGGGCACCUCCUGGUCCAGCUAAGGCACCUUGGCACCUUCCUGGCUCCCUCCUGUCAGUUCCCUGUCCUGCCCCAGGCUGCCCUGGCAGCGGGCACGGUGGCUCUGGGCACAGGACUAGUGGGUGUAGGAGCCAGCCGGGCAAGUCUGAAUGCAGCUCUAUACCCUCCCUGGCGAGGGGUCCUGGGCCCGCUGCUGGUGGCUGGCACGGCUGGUGGGGGGGGGCUCCUGGUCGUCGCCCUCGGGCUAGCCCUGGCUUUGCCUGGGAGUCUGGAUGAAGCGCUGGAGGAGGGCCUGGUGACUGCCUUGGCUCACUACAAGGACACAGAGGUACCUGGUAACUGUCAGGCCAAAAGGCUGGUGGAUGAGCUGCAACUGAGGUACCACUGCUGCGGGUGCCACGGGUACAAGGAUUGGUUUGGGGUCCAGUGGGUCAGCAGCCGUUACCUGGACCCCGGUGACCAGGAUGUGGCUGACCGGAUCCAGAGCAAUGUAGAAGGCCUAUACCUGACUGAUGGGGUCCCUUUCUCCUGUUGCAACCCCCACUCACCCCGGCCUUGCCUGCAAAACCGUCUUUCAGACUCCUACGCCCACCCCCUGUUCGAUCCCCGACAACCCAACCAAAACCUCUGGGCCCAAGGGUGCCAUGAGGUGCUGCUGGAGCACUUGCAGGACUUGGCAGGCACACUGGGUAGCAUGCUGGCUGUCACCUUCCUACUGCAGGCUCUGGUGCUCCUUGGCCUGCGGUACCUGCAAACAGCACUGGAGGGGCUUGGAGGGGUCAUUGAUGCGGAAGGAGAGACCCAGGGCUAUCUCUUUCCCGGUGGGCUGAAAGAUAUGCUGAAAACAGCAUGGCUACAGGGAGGGGUUGCCUGCAGGCCAGCACCUGAGGAGGCCCCACCAGGAGAAGCACCUCCCAAGGAGGAUCUAUCUGAGGCCUAGAGGCCUGGAGCUUGGGGUGAGGAAGAGGGAGGGAUGGACAAGUCUGAAAACCUCACAACUCCUUACCAAGGCUCCAGGUUGGGGGGAUCGUGGGAUUAGAGGGGCUAAGGAUAGUCAGCGAGCUGGACUGGGGUAAGAAAGAAAACCAGAUGUCCUAGGGCCUAGCCCUUGUAGUCAGAACAACCAGGGAACAGCAAAGAACAGAGUGAUGGGAAAGUGACAUGAAAAGGCCUGGAGGCUGAUUCUGAUAUAGACUCAAUAAAGUUUUUGGAUGGAA